Amborella trichopoda is the source of this 2404-nucleotide messenger RNA. RefSeq lists its product as uncharacterized. NCBI's taxonomy places the organism in Eukaryota, Viridiplantae, Streptophyta, Magnoliopsida, Amborellales, Amborellaceae. Gene Ontology annotation, molecular function: double-stranded RNA binding. The record is from RefSeq and is a predicted model, not a curated record.
UUCUCAGGAUAUAACUGUGGCUCUCUCCCACUACACUCUCUCAUGCUGCUGUUCUCUGUUUCGCUCUCUCAUACUGCUUCUCUCCCUCCCUCUCUGUUUGUCACGAAUGGGCUCUCUUUAGGUCGCUCGAUUUGUUCCUUGACUCUGUAUCCCUCUCUCUCAUCAAGUCGCUCUGUCUUCCUAGCAAAGAAAAAGAAUUGUGAGCAGUUAGAGAGAUAAGGAAGGAAGAAAAUGUACAAGAAUCGCCUACAAGAGCUCUGUCACCAAAAGAAAUGGAGUUUCCCAAACUACUCGACCUCAAGAGAUGGCCCUGAUCAUAAUCCUCGCUUCAGCACCUCUGUAACUUUGAACGGACUCAAAUUCGAGAGCCCCGUUUUUUGCAGGAGCUCUAAGGAAUCUCAGAAUGAGGCUGCCAGAGCUGCCUUGGAAGCUCUCACUAUGCCCCAAACCUCCCAUUUAUUAUCUUAUUCUUCAGUUGUGGAGGCAAGUGGAGUGUCUAGAGUCACUUCCCCACAACAGCAAGACAGAGGUCUACGUGGUCUCUCAACAAAUAUGAGUGAGAAAUGUGAUGUUUCCUCUCCUCACUGUGGUCCCUCGACAACUAUGAAUGAGAAAUGUGAUAACUUGCCUCAACCAUGUAACCCAUCUUCUUCAUUGGAUCCUAAUGGCAAGGAAAUGAAAGAAACACAAUCAUUAGAAGGUUCAAGCUUGGGGUCUUCGGAGAAUACUUUGAUUUCAUUGAACGUUGAUGAUGGUGGAAAAUAUCUAUACAAGAAUCUGCUUCAAGAGUUUGUGCAAAAGAGAGGUCUGGAUAUGCCUAUUUAUUCUUGUGUUGGAGAGGGUGUAGACCAUGCUCCUCGUUUUAAGGCUAUAGUCACAGUUGAUGGCCAUACAUUUGAUAGCUCAUCAUUUUUCAGCACAUUACGGGAAGCAGAACAUGCUGUAGCGAAAAUUGCUUUGACAUCGUUGUCAUCGGGAGAGGAUAUUCAACAGGAUGAAUCGCCUUUAUGUAAGAACCUUUUACAGGAACUAAUGCAGAAAGAAGGCCUUCCCAUACCGGAGUACAGGACAGCAAGAUCCGGUGCUCCCCAUUUACCAACUUUUUUUUCCACUAUUGAAGUGGAUGGGGAGGUUUUCUCCGGAAAAGCAGCAAAAACUAGAAAAGAGGCAGAAAUGAGUGCAGCUAAAGUUGCUUAUUUUAGAUUCAACGAACGUAAGUCGAGCCAAAACCAAAACCUGCAAAGCCUUUCUUCAAGUUGCAUGGUGGAGGUUCCUACAUGUAGCUCUAAUGCUCCAUCCACCUCUGAGAUGGAUACUGAAGCCCCUAAUAGUCCUGUUAAAUGUCAACCUACUACAAGUGAGGCUGCAACGAAUGGAUCUCACUUAUAUAAGAAUCUAUUACAAGAACUGGCUCAGAAAGAAGGCCUUCCCUUACCAGAAUACAAGACGGUGAGAUCUGGUGAACCCCAUUUGCCAAUUUUCAGUUCCACUGUUGAAGUGGAUGGAAAGAGUUUCUCUGGAAAACCAGCAAAAAAUAAAAAAGAGGCAGAACUGGAUGCAGCCAGAGUUGCUUACUUCAAUCUUAAAGAUGGGAGGUCGGACCGAAUACUGAAACGCCUUCAUUCAAGUGGCAUGGUGGAAGUCUCUCCAUGUGCUGCUUCUAAUGCAAGCACUACUGUUUCCAUGGAGGAUACUACCAAAGCAAUUGAAGAACGAAUACUGCAACGCUUUCAUUCAAGUGGCAUGUUGGAAGUCUCCCCAUGUGCUUCUUCUAAUGCAAGCACUACUGUUUCCAUGGAGGAUACUACCAAAGCAAUUGAAGAAGAGAUUUCCAGCAAGGGUGAGAGAACUGCAGAGUCUCCACAAAUUGAGUUAGAUGCAGAGAGAAGCAAUAAAAAGCGUUCCAUAGACAUGGGCUCUGAUGGCCCUAACAUCUCUCCUCCUGAUUCCAAGAAUUCAUCUGUCAUAUCUGUUUCAGAGCCUUCUUUGGGUAAAGAAUCCAGGGCUGUGCAAAGGUUGGUGGUGAUCCCGAAUGGGUCCAAAAUGGUGCUCCCUAAAAGUGCAGAAGUCUUACCUUUCAGUGACAAUAAGUGGGUCGCAGCAAGAAUUAGUUGAUUAUUAUUUAUAUAAUAAAAAAUAAUGUUGAUUGUCUAUUCUCGAUACACACCUGUUUGGUCCUUAUGUCACGUGUAUUAUGGACUGUAUUUUGCUUUUUACAUUGGGAUUUUAUGGGUAGAGUUGUGUAAAAUUUAGGAUGAGAUUCUGUUCAUUGGCUUCAAAAUUGUUGUGUGAGAAGCCAGUGGUAGUUGUUGUAUGUAUUAGUGUUUUUAUAUGAAAUGCCACCACAGGGAAUCGAUCCGUGGUAGGUGUUUAAAUAAAAAAUGGGUCCCUCUCUUUCUAUGUA